GCAACCGAAACUGGGCGUUCCAAACAAUUGGGACCCGGGAUUUUCAGUGAGCAAGGCCGUGCUGCGAUUGCGCUGAUUCCCAUCCUAAUACGAGCUCCUCUUUCGACUUUUGAGCAUGCCUCCCACCAGGGACUCUUUCCAGCAACCUACGUUACAUAACGAUGACUCCUGCUUGGGAAAACUGCCGGCUUCCAAGAAAUUGCCAUACAAGAACCCAGCUCACCUUGAUCAACAACAGGAACCCUGGCGUCGUCUCAGUUCAACUCCCACAAUCAACUCCAUAAGGCGGGAUGCCUACUUUUUUAAUCCCACGAUACCAAAGGAUGACCUGGAUUUCCGCUUAGCUGCCUUGUAUGACCACCACAGUGGGGCAUUCAAGAACAAAAGCGAGAUCCUGUUACACCAGGAGACUAUCCAGGAUACCCACAACAUCAAGUGCCCAUUUGCUGAGGAAUGCUCACCCGUUCCUGCUCCACCCCCCAUCACUUCCUGGACCAUCAGACACUGGAUUAAUCCUAAGAAGGAAUGUAUCCACAGCAUCCAGGGAUCCAUAGUGUCCCCUCAUACAGCAGCCACCAAUGGAGGUUACUCCCGAAAGAAUGAUGGUGGUUUCUUCUCCACCUAGUGUUGUCAGGCCAGUGGACUUGGAUAUCCUGUCAUCCAUCUCCAUUAAAUAGAUUUGUGCAAAAUGAAACAUGAA
This is a messenger RNA of Sciurus carolinensis (gray squirrel), 700 nucleotides long. It is a transcript of the gene Cfap276, whose product is annotated as cilia and flagella associated protein 276. The record is from RefSeq and is a predicted model, not a curated record. NCBI's taxonomy places the organism in Eukaryota, Metazoa, Chordata, Mammalia, Rodentia, Sciuridae. The transcript has 5 exons. The coding region runs from base 116 to 625 and encodes 169 amino acids.